AUGUCACUUCCGCCCGCUACGGGUGCUGUGGAGCUCGGUUCCUUCAAGCAACAUGUCAUUCGCCUCCUUACUCAAAGUAAACGAUUAGACGGGCGCCCAUUUGACUCUAUCCGAGUUCCGCAUAUUCUUUACGAAAACCGACAGGAUACGAAAAUAAAUCGCGUUCUGGCGUCUACGCUAUACACAGACGACACAGGAACAUGUGUGAACUGUAUCGUCACUGGUGUGUUUGGCCCACCGCCGCCACAACACCCUGAGGAGGGUCGUCUCACGGUGGAAGUUACGGCUCCGUUUUUCCCGGGUUACAGCGCAUUCCAGAUUGAAGGGACGCUGCAUGAAUUGGCUCGCUUCGUUCGUUCAACCAUCAUCUCUUGCCUGGAUCUCACCGAGCUUUGUGUGAUUAGCGGAGAGGCUUGCUGGGUACUGCGUGUGGAACUGAUUGUGAUGAAUGCUGAUGGUGGCCUCCGGGCUGCUACUCUUCACGCGGCUGUUGCAGCUCUGCAUAAUUUGACGCUUCCUAAAGCACGCCUUCCCAGUGGGGAUGUGGUGGAAAGCAGGUGUCUGUGCUUUCACAGGAUUCCAGUGGCCGCCACCAUUGGCCUGUGUGGCACCGCAGGCAGUAUGCAGUUCCUGCUGGACACCAACGCGGCGGAGGAGAGCGUGGCGGAUGUUCUUCUCACGGUCGUAAUCGAUGAGACGGACGGAAUUGUCUCUUUUUUGCAUCACGGGCGGUUUCCACUUCUUUUGCCCCAUUUGACUGACGCGAUUGACAUGGUUGCGUCGCAUGGUGCAGCACUGCGCUCGGCGAUACUCAAGUCCAGCAACCUUCCUCAGUAA
Molecule: messenger RNA, 837 nt
Organism: Trypanosoma cruzi
Lineage: Eukaryota; Euglenozoa; Kinetoplastea; Trypanosomatida; Trypanosomatidae
Product: exosome-associated protein 2, putative
Exons: 1
Coding region: 1-837 (278 amino acids)
Biological process (GO): nuclear polyadenylation-dependent mRNA catabolic process; TRAMP-dependent tRNA surveillance pathway; exonucleolytic trimming to generate mature 3'-end of 5.8S rRNA from tricistronic rRNA transcript (SSU-rRNA, 5.8S rRNA, LSU-rRNA)
Cellular component (GO): nuclear exosome (RNase complex); cytoplasmic exosome (RNase complex)
Source: RefSeq, a predicted model, not a curated record